AUCUCAGUUCUGCCCGUGCUCUCCGCGCCUCGUCGCCAUGCCUCGCAAAAUUGAGGAAAUUAAGGACUUUCUGCUCACAGCCAGGCGAAAGGACGCCAAAUCGGUCAAGAUCAAGAAAAAUAAGGAUAAUGUGAAGUUUAAGGUUCGAUGUAGCAGGUACCUUUACACCUUGGUCAUCACAGACAAAGAGAAGGCGGAGAAGCUGAAGCAGUCCCUGCCCCCAGGUUUGGCAGUGAAGGAGCUGAAAUGAAUCACGCACACUGAUUUGAACUGUAUUAAAAAAUUUGUAAUUCUCAAAA
Orcinus orca (killer whale) is the source of this 299-nucleotide messenger RNA. RefSeq names its product ribosomal protein L38 (gene RPL38). Bases 38 to 250 code for a protein of 70 amino acids. Lineage: Eukaryota; Metazoa; Chordata; Mammalia; Artiodactyla; Delphinidae. Gene Ontology annotation, molecular function: structural constituent of ribosome. The record is from RefSeq and is a predicted model, not a curated record. The transcript has 5 exons. Gene Ontology annotation, cellular component: ribosome; cytosolic large ribosomal subunit. Gene Ontology annotation, biological process: protein-RNA complex assembly; translation.